CGGGGCCGUGGAGGUACAGGGAGCAGCCCGGCCCAAAGCGCCUUUGCGUCACACGGCGGCGCCGGAAGUCGGAGUGCGCAGGCUUCCGGACGCGCACUAGACCUCAGCUUCCUCUGCUUUGAGGGCAGGGAGUCGCCAUGGUGUCAGACGAGGAUGAAUUGAAUCUUCUGGUCAUCAUAGUUGAUACCAACCCAAUUUGGUGGGGGAAGCAAGCAUUAAAGGAAUCUCAGUUCACCCUGUCCAAGUGCAUGGACGCCGUGCUGGUGCUGGGCAACUCCCACCUGUUCAUGAACCGCUCCAACAAGCUGGCCGUGAUCGCCAGUCACAUCCAUGAGAGUCGAUUCUUGUACCCUGGAAAGAAUGGCAGACUUGGAGACUUCUUUGGAGACGCCGGGAACCCCCCUCCUGAAUAUAAUCCCUCGGGGAGUAAAGACGGCAAAUACGAGCUGCUGACGGCAGCCAACGAGGUGAUAGUCGAGGAGAUUAAAGAUCUGAUGACCAAGAGUGACAUAAAAGGCCAACACACCGAGACCUUGCUGGCUGGGUCCCUCGCCAAGGCCCUGUGCUACAUUCAUAGAAUGAACAAAGAAGUUAAAGAUAAUCAGGAGAUGAAAUCAAGGAUAUUGGUGCUCAAGGCCGCGGAGGACAGCGCGCUGCAGUACAUGAACUUCAUGAAUGUCAUCUUCGCUGCGCAGAAGCAGAAUAUUUUGAUCGACGCCUGUGUUUUAGACACUGACUCAGGACUUCUCCAGCAGGCCUGUGACAUCACGGGGGGGCUGUACCUGAAGGUGCCCCAGAUGACGUCCCUGCUGCAGUACUUACUGUGGGUUUUCCUCCCGGAUCAAGACCAGAGAGCGCAGCUAAUUCUGCCGCCCCCCAUCCACGUGGACUACCGUGCAGCCUGCUUCUGUCACCGGAACCUCAUCGAGAUCGGCUACGUGUGCUCCGUGUGUCUGUCCAUCUUCUGCAACUUCAGCCCCAUCUGCACCACCUGCGAGACGGCCUUUAAGAUUUCUCUCCCUCCUGUGCUGAAGGCCAAGAAGAAGAAACUGAAAGUGUCUGCGUGAUGCGGCGGGGUUUCUCUUCAGGCCAUCGUGGCUGGAAGGCCCAGAACCGCAGGCCUGUGCGGGUUGUUUUUCACCGGGCUCAUGUGGCCAAGCCAGCCUGCUAGACCCUGCCUCGGCUGGAGCUGGAGGAGGUGCCGGCAGUGCACACUGCCAUCGGCGGCACCUUCCAGGCCAGCUGGGAUAAACCCUGAGUCUUCCUGAGGGUCAGCAGGUAGUUAUUCUUUUGACUGACCCCACAAGUGUCGGGGCCGCUCUCUGAAUACUCAGGGUGGCUUGUCCCCGAAUAGCUGCGGAGUUUAACUCUGAAUGAGAAAGGUGAGCAAGGCUGGAAGCUGCUUGCCGAGUGUUCCUCACAUACGGCGGUGGGCAGAGGAUUGUGAAAGCUGAUGGUAGGUUCUGGGGAGAAUGAGCUCUGCAUUAUCUGUUGUCUGCACAUACAAUUCUGUCAUUUUUUUAAUGGGAAAAACAUUAGCUGGGCACAGUGUCUGUCACCUGCCUGUUACCUCAGCACCCUGGGAGGCUGAGGCAAGAGGAUUGCAAAUUCCAGCCCAGCCCCUGCAACUUAAUCAGAGCCUGUCUCAAAAACUAAAAUGGCUGCAUGUGGUGAUGCACACCUGUAAUCCCAGCACUUGGGAGGCUGAGGCAGGCAGAUCGCUGCGAGCUCCAGACCAGCCUGGGCUACAAAGUGAGCCCAAGCCCAGCCUGAACCACAUAGUGAGACCCUGUCUCAAAAAAAAAAAAAAAAACAUUAAAAUGGAGGGCUAGGGAUUUAGCUUAGUGACAAAAGUGCCUGCCUAGCAAGUGUGAGAUUGUGAGUUUGAUCCCUGGUACCAAAAAAAAAAAGCUAAAAUAGGCUGAGAAUGUACCUCUUUCCAGAGGGCCUGAAGGCCAAUUCUCAGAACCAAAAAAGGCCCAUAAAUUAAUAUUGGGGAACUCUUUCUAAAAGUGCUGAACUGAAUAUUGAAGCUUUUGUAAAUUCAAAAGAAAUAUUAUUUGUAAUUUCAACAAUAAAAAACUAUUUUUCAAUUUAAUAAUGUUCCUUGAGAUACCUUCCUAAAAAUUUCAAUUUAAUAUUUUUCUUAGAUUUUUUUUUUUUUUUUUUUCCUGAGAGUCUCACUAUUAGUACAGGCUGACUUUGAAAUCACUGUGUGGCCCAUGCUGGUCUCGAAUUCAUAGCAAACCACUUGCCUGAGCCUUCUGAGUUCUGGAAUUACAAGUUUGAGCUACAUUGUCUGGCAUUCCUAGAAAUUAUUAAAAGUGUUCCUAAGUUCCAGUAUAGUAUAGGAAAAGUUUAAGGAAUUAUAGCGAAUUUGGAGUUUCUUAAAAGUGUAUUGACAAAAAACAUUUGUGUACAAAGUAUACAAAUAGAUUUGAAAACUCUUUAGACCAUCUCUUGGUUUGUUUUUUCAUUUUUUAGGCAAGGUUUUGCUGUGUAGUCCAGGCUGGCCUUGAACUCACAGAGACCCUCUUACCUCAGCCUCUUGAGUGCCAGGAUUACAGGUGUGCACCACCACGCCACACUGACUUAUCUCUGAAGCCGAAUCUUUAUUAGAUAAUUUUGUGUUUGCACCAGUAACUUCAGAUAGAUUUUUAAAAUUUUUGCUUUAUGAAUUUGUAAACAAAUAUACAAAGAUUUUGAUAAUCCUUUUGCAUAUAUUUGUUAGUCCUUGAGUUUAAGAUCAGGUGGUGUCAUGUGUGUCCCCCCCCCCAUAGUCUACUUAAGCGUAAUUGGAAUAAUUAUUUUAGCCUAGGAAAUAAAGAUCUAAAAGAUGCAUAAUUUCUAAUAAGUGAACAAGGCUUGGUUAUUUCUCAUUUGAAGUGUUUUAUACACUUGCUUAGUUCUGCUCCAGUUUUUUAACUGUCAUGUUUAUGAUUUCUUUUAUAUAAAUUUGUUUAAUAAAAUAUUAAAUUUCCAUAGUUGAA
Cavia porcellus (domestic guinea pig) is the source of this 2990-nucleotide messenger RNA. RefSeq names its product general transcription factor IIH subunit 3 (gene Gtf2h3). Gene Ontology annotation, biological process: regulation of DNA-templated transcription; nucleotide-excision repair. The transcript has 13 exons. Gene Ontology annotation, cellular component: transcription factor TFIIH holo complex; transcription factor TFIIH core complex. NCBI's taxonomy places the organism in Eukaryota, Metazoa, Chordata, Mammalia, Rodentia, Caviidae. The coding region runs from base 138 to 1067 and encodes 309 amino acids. The record is from RefSeq and is a predicted model, not a curated record.